ACUAGGAAAGAAACGCCGGUUAGCUCCAUUUUACCAGCGCGAAUUCGAAAACCCGCUUUUAAACCCAAAAAAUAAUUCCGCCGCCGUCUCCGUUAUCUUCCUCCUCCUUCCGCCGGCGAGAAGUUCCCCACCGACACCGCAAGCCCCGGAGGCGCAGAUUUCCCGUAAGUGUUGACCUUUUCCUUCUUCAAUCUCCUUUUGGUAUCUUUCUCCCAUGGGAUUUUUCUGUCCCGAAGAAAUGACAGGAACCUUGAGAUUUCGAAGCAAGCAGUAAGUACACGUAGAGGUGAAUCAACAAGUUGAAACUCGAGCACUGUGAAUUUUGCUGCUUAAGCUCAACAAUGGAGUUGUCUAUUCUGUAAACUGAUAGUGAACCUGACUGUUAAUUUCAGUGUUUGUUUACUUGGAAAUGGAAAACAUUUGCACCCGAUAAUGUAUUGUUGUUACUCUCUAGGUUCUAAGUUUUUUGAAUUGAAAUGAUUUCUAUUUUCAGAAAGGUGGGAAGGAGAUUCAACUUUGGGUUUGGAAUGAACUGCUUGUCUAGGUUAUCUGCAUACUCCUCAACCAUCUUUGGAAGGUCGACCAGCCAUUUCAUUGUCAAGGGCACCUGGAAUCAGUGCUCAAGCCCCCUUUGGAAACGCAGCCUUGAGCUUAGUUCCGUUAGAACUGGAAACCCGAAAUGUGUAUUUCCUAAGUUUGUCACCCGUUGCUACUCAACCGAGAAGCCCAAAUCAAAAGCUCCACGGAAAAGGAAGUCUUUAGAGCAGAAAGAGACGGAUAUGGAGAAAGAUUCUUUCUUUGUGGUGCGGAAGGGGGAUGUUGUUGGUGUGUACAAGACUUUUAAUGAGUGUCAGGCUCAAGUCGGAUCUUCAAUAUGUGACCCUCCUGUGAGCAUUUACAAAGGGGAAUCGAUACCGGAUGAAACCAAAGAGUAUCUUGCAACUUGUGGACUUCAGAAUGCUAUAUUCACUAUUCGAGCUCAAGAUUUGAAGCCUGAUCUCUUUGGCACACUUGUCCCUUGGCCAUUUCAGCAACAUGGUCAUUUCACGGAACAAAUUGAUGCCAGGGAUGGCAAAAAGGGAACCCUAGAUAUGAUGAUACCACAAGUAGUGGAAGCAGGUGGAACCACAUUGAGUAUAGCCGAUCCCUCGAAAAAGGCUGUCCGAUUGGAUCAUCAAAUGGCUACUCCGCUACGUUCUUUUGGUUAUGAGCCGGAAUUUUGUACCCUCGAGUUUGAUGGUGCUUCAAGGGGAAACCCUGGACCAGCCGGGGCUGGAGCUGUUCUACGGACAAGUGAUGGAACUUUGAUAUGCAGGUUGCAGGAAGGAUUAGGGACCAAGACUAAUAAUGUGGCUGAGUAUAGAGCUGUACUUCUUGGACUGAGAUAUGCUCUCCAGAGGGGCUAUAGAAACAUACGUUUACAAGGCGACUCCAAGCUUGUGUGCUCUCAGAUUGAUGGUACAUGGAAGGUCAAGCACGCCGGCAUGGCUGAAUUAUGCGAUCAGGUCAAAGAGCUGAAGGACAGAUUUGUCUCUUUCGAGAUUAACCAUGUUCUAAGGGAAUUCAACGCCGAAGCUGAUGUUCAAGCAAAUCUUGCUGUCAAUCUUCGUGAAGGAGCAGUUCAAGAGGUUUACGAAUAGCAGCAUAGCUACUUAAGAAGAAGAAAAAAAACUUGUUUCUUCUUCGACCUGGUUUUCCCGCUUACCUGUCCUUAUCGGGGUGGCCAAAAUAGUUGAAAGAUAGACGAAGUUCUUGAUGAGUAGAGAGGCUUUACAUUCAGCACGGGAGAUAUCAGAAAGGGGCCAGUUUUUGCAAUGUAAUUUCCAGUUCCCAUGCAGGUUUGAACAACUUAUUAUGAACACCUCGGAAGUUGAGAAUAUGGGCUAUAUUACCCUUUGAUGCUGACAUCGACAGCCAUUUCGGAUACAGUCGAAGAAAGAAAUUGCUAUGCUGGGUGUUAUCUAACUUUUAACGAACUUGUCAAGUUUGGAAUCAAGUGUCGAUGUGACAUAAUAGUUGCGUUGUUUAGCCUCGUCAACAUGUAGUCCAGAAGUGUCCAUAUCAACUCAUCAUUGUCGUCAUCCAAUCCAGCGGGACUAAUACAGGUCAUAUAGAUUGAAAUUGGGUCGAGUAAUAAAUUUAAUAUGCAUGG
Molecule: messenger RNA, 2152 nt
Organism: Linum trigynum
Lineage: Eukaryota; Viridiplantae; Streptophyta; Magnoliopsida; Malpighiales; Linaceae
Source: the annotation of a GenBank genome assembly